Molecule: messenger RNA, 252 nt
Organism: Cladophialophora carrionii CBS 160.54
Lineage: Eukaryota; Fungi; Ascomycota; Eurotiomycetes; Chaetothyriales; Herpotrichiellaceae
Exons: 1
Coding region: 1-252 (83 amino acids)
Source: RefSeq, a predicted model, not a curated record
AUGCCUUCGACAAACGAGAAGUCAACCACCACCGACGAGACGGCCUCUGUUCGCAGCACCUCGACCACCUCAAGCCUGAAGGCCCUUUUGCCGCGCAAGGGCAGCAAGGAUAGCAAGGCCAGAAAGGACGCCAAGGACACCAAGGACGUCAGCAAGGGCAAGCCCCUGGCGGUGUCUGUUCGAGAGACGCCCGAGGAGAAGGCAAUCCGAAGGGAGGCUGUCGCCGGGUAUAUGAGUAUGAUGAGGUAUUAA